AAAUUUGCCUACACGGCCAUCGGUUGGAAAGAAAAUGGAAGAUAUUAUCUCCUUAAUCACCCACAGCGAUUCCCUGGUGUCAAUAAGCCAAUUGACCAAGACGUAUUAGAGGCCUUCGAAAAGCCCGAGCCCGUUCCUUUCAACCACAUAUGGGGAAAAUGGCAUGCCGGACUUACAGAUGCUCCCAGUCCUCUUCCCGGCGAUGUCUAUGUGAAGUCGCCCACUUUCGUCGAAUGGAACGGUACCGACUUCAUAGGCAAAGCUUUUCUGAUGGAGGCAGAACUAUGGGAGCACUUCAAGAAGUUGCCGCACCCCAACAUAUGCACAUAUUACGGGUGCGUGCGCGACUCCACCGGCACCUUGGUAUCUGGCCUCUGUUUCAAGAAAUACAGAUACACACUGUAUGAGGCCAAUAGGAAUGUAAUCGACGGCUUCAAUAAAGAUUCCGCCAUCCGGGAUAUCCGGAGCGGACUCGAACACAUCCACUCCUUGGGAUACGUGCACAACGACUUGAAUCCCGCAAAUAUCAUGUUCGACGACGACCAUGUGGCGGUCAUCAUCGACUUCGGCUCGUGCGCGAGGGAGGGGGAGGAUAUGGGUUACAGCGGUGGUACAUUUGGGUGGUCGAACAAUGCGAGGGUAUCAAAGAGAGAGAACGAUUUCUAUGGGCUGCGCUUGAUUGAGAGGUGGCUCGCCGGA
Messenger RNA from Gloeophyllum trabeum ATCC 11539, 699 nucleotides. Its product is annotated as kinase-like protein. The annotation marks the transcript as partial. Gene Ontology annotation, biological process: IRE1-mediated unfolded protein response; intrinsic apoptotic signaling pathway in response to endoplasmic reticulum stress; protein phosphorylation. Gene Ontology annotation, molecular function: RNA endonuclease activity; ATP binding; protein serine/threonine kinase activity. The transcript has a single exon. NCBI's taxonomy places the organism in Eukaryota, Fungi, Basidiomycota, Agaricomycetes, Gloeophyllales, Gloeophyllaceae. Gene Ontology annotation, cellular component: IRE1-TRAF2-ASK1 complex. The record is from RefSeq and is a predicted model, not a curated record.